Messenger RNA from Danio rerio (zebrafish), 2724 nucleotides. The record is from RefSeq and is a predicted model, not a curated record. NCBI's taxonomy places the organism in Eukaryota, Metazoa, Chordata, Actinopteri, Cypriniformes, Danionidae.
UUCUAAUGAUGACAGAAACAGUUUUGUGUCCAUUUUAGAUGCCCAAAUGCUUUUUUAUACGAUCAGCAAAUGGUGCAUCUCUUCAAGAGAAGGAUGACAGAUGUCAUUUGAAGAAAAUGGCCCCAUUUGGUUGAGGUACAUCCUGUACAGUUGUUGUCUGAACAUUCGCCUGUGUGUAAAUUCAUCAGCUCUUGCAAUUUUUUUCUGUGACUCGAUGUUUGCCAUCGACUUCCUCAACACUUGAAGGUUGUGGGUUUGAUGGGUGACUGUUCAACUCUGCUGUUUCUGUGCAUUCUGACAGACACACUGAAUGUAGGAACUACAAAAUAACUUGGUUUGGUCACACAAAAUCUGCAGGCGAGCCGAGGGGCAAGAUUCAACGUGUUUGGAAGUGUAAAAAAAAAACAAGAAGAAGAAUCAGAUCAGCAGAGGAAGGAGGAAGUACAGAGAAGCAGAGAGGCUGACUGGAAAGAAUGUACUCUUGAAUUCACUGUGUGUUUUGUGUUUGUUUGGUGUGUGUGUGUGUGUGUGUGUGUGUAUGUGUGAGCGACAGAAUGUGUGCCAGUCUGAUUGAGUGUGUGUAACCUGUUUUGUCCAAUUUUGAAGAAAUGUCUCUGAGACUACCUCGCAACUGGGACUUCAGCACCUUCAGAGCUGAAACUGCCAAGAUCGCUCGCUCCAAGAGUGUUAUUCCAGGGGAAGGAAGCCCUGCGUCCACUCACUCUGGGUUUAAAAAAUCUAUGGAGAAGCCUCUGAAAACAGGCUGGCUGAAGAAGCAAAGAUCCAUCGUGAAGAACUGGCAGCUGCGCUUCUUUGUGCUGAGAGGAAACAGCCUCACUUACCAUAAGGAUGACAAAGAGAGCACUGUCCAGGGAACCAUACCUUUAUUCUCAUGCCAAGUUAAUGAGCUGCCAUCAAAUGCAGACGAUAAAUUCCUGUUUGAGAUUAUCCCAGCAGGUGGCAGUACGGAUCGGGAACGGGAUGCUUAUGUUCUCAUGGCAACCAGUCAGAGUGAGAUGGAAGAGUGGGUGCGCUGGAUCCGCAAGGCCAUAGGGUCACGCUCCAAUGGAGUAUUUGGGAAAAGCCUUUCAGACAUCAUGGUGUAUGAGAGAAAAUUUGGGGCUCGUCUGGUGCCCAUCCUGGUAGAGAAGUGUGCUGAAUUCAUCAGAGAGCAUGGUCUGGUUGAGGAGGGCAUCUUCCGCCUGCCAGGACAGGACAACCAGGUGAAGCAGUUCAGAGAAGCCUUUGACGCUGGAGAAAGACCCUCAUUCCCCAGUGACACUGAUGUCCACACGGUGGCGUCAUUACUCAAGCUGUACCUGAGAGAGCUUCCUGAACCCGUUGUGCCCUGGACUCAAUAUCAGGACUUUCUUGACAGCACUCUGAUGCUGGAUGCCACCACCGCAGCUGGCAAAGAGAAGCUGGAGAAACAAAUUAGUUUACUGCCAAAAGUGAACUACAACCUCCUGAGUUACAUCUGCAGAUUCCUUUUUGAGGUCCAGCAAAACUCAAAGGUGAAUAAGAUGAGUGUUGAGAAUUUGGCCACAGUGAUGGGAGUGAACUUGUUCAAACCACAAGUCGAGGAUGCUAUUAGUAUGAUGAAAGGAACUCCCAUGAUACAGAAAGUGAUGACAGUUAUGAUCAGACACCAUGAGCUGCUUUUCCCACCUUCCAAAGACAUGAAGCCUUCUCCACUUCCCAGCAGAAAGAACAAGAGCAAGAAGACCAGCAACAGUUUUGUGGGAUGGGAGUCUGCAGAGUGUGAGGUGUCCUCUCUGUCUGAAUCACCUGAGGAAGAAGAAGUGGACACCCCUGAAGAACAAAGGAAAGAACUACGGUCAUCUGAGUCAGAAAGCACAACUCUUUCUCCCACUGAGUUUUCGGUCACAACAGACACAUGGCCCGAGAGCCCUAGAAAGCGGACACAAACUCUACCCAGUUUAGGUUGUCCACCAGUAGCAAGAAUAGCCCGAGAGCCUGCUUGGGAUCGCUGGAGCAGGUUCCCUGAGAGCUUUAAUGAGAAUGAUGAAAAAACAUUAUCUGAGGACAUCUUUAAGCUCCUCGACCUGCAGAAAGUCACACUGUUUUCUGAAGUGCAGAAGAGUGAAAAUGAAAAAGAGGAAAAAGGACAGAAGGACAAAGACAACACAGACUGGAGUAAGACAGAUAGUGAUGUUGUAGUCCAACAGAUAGAUGCUCCAAAAGCACAGGCACAGAACACGGCGCCUGUGCCCAAACCCCAGGCAAGAAUAGUGUUGAGUCCAGCAGCUUCGAGUAAAGAGAAUCCAGCUCAACAGACAAGCAGUGCAGUACAACCAGAAAACACAGACUCAACCAGCAUCAUUAACAGUCUCCAGCAGAAGAACAAAGAGCUGAGUGCUACAGUGGCAGAGUUGCAGGCAGCACUAGAGGCUGAGCGGCGCUCUAAAUCUGCAUUAGAGAUCUUACUGCGCAAUGCAGAGCGCAGCAGGGAUGAAGCUCUCACACGCAAUCAGCAGCUGAACAGAGAGAUCCAGGAGUUCCUGAACAAACCGACUGCUGGACCGUCAUAGUGAGACUGUUUAAUGAACAAAGUGCCAGCUUAGUCAUUUUUUAGCUGUACAAGAUCAGCAAUCUGGAUAUCUCUAGCAAUUUCCUCAGAGAACCUUCAAAAUGAAAGGUCAAAGAUAGAUGUGUCCAUGUCCAGUAAAGACGCUACAGUAAAUGACACCUUAUGUACAGAAA